Molecule: messenger RNA, 1778 nt
Organism: Dichomitus squalens LYAD-421 SS1
Lineage: Eukaryota; Fungi; Basidiomycota; Agaricomycetes; Polyporales; Polyporaceae
Exons: 4
Coding region: 1-1680 (559 amino acids)
Cellular component (GO): intracellular membrane-bounded organelle
Molecular function (GO): phosphatidylinositol binding
Source: RefSeq, a predicted model, not a curated record
AUGACCACCGUCGCGCCCUCUGCCUCUGCUCGCCGCGUCGGGCCCCGCUCCAUCAUCUCCGUCGCAUCCUCCACCGCAGACACCAGGUCGUACGCACCGGCCAAGCCCCCGCCAGCGAAACCGGUCACCCUCGCGAAGCGCAUCCUCUUUCCUGCCCUUCCGCCCGACGCUGACCUCCCGCCCCUUCUCCUCUCCCCCGCCGCCGCCCCACAACUCAAUGCAGAGCUCUAUGACUUCAUCGCUCUCGCUCUCCGCGCGUACGUCAACACCUGGUGGACAAAGAUCACCCGUUACGACAAGGAGUUCCUCCCAGAGAUAACCCGCAUCCUCACCGCUGUCAUACGUACCCUCGAGACUCGCCUUCUCGCCACCGAUCUCUCCCCUCUUGUCUUCCGCGACUUCCCCACAGUGCUCGCCCAACACUGGAUCGACUACCGCAAUGCUCAGGCCAAGCUACAUACCUCGUAUGCCGCCGGAGGUGCUGCCAGUCUUCCUCAGCUCUUCCACCAGCUCCAACCCCACAUGGCCGUCUCCGCAGACGGCGUCAUUGACCACGUCUACGUCCGCCAGGCCGUCGACCACAUCUUGAAGGUAUGCCUGCCGCCAGAAGACUACGAACCAGAGGCCGAGCGGUACAUUGUCCGCGAGAUCAUCCUCAAGGUGCUCGUCGGCGGCGUGCUCCCCAGACUCACUCAGCCAUGGUUCAUACACAAGCUGAUUCUGGACCAACUGGGGCCUGAGAAACCUCCGAACACCGUGGCUGAUCAGACUACCACCUCUGGACGGCCGGUCAUUCAGCGGCGUUCUUCAGGCCAUGUUUCAUUCCAGGCCCUCGCUAUUCUUAUCCUCUCUGCCGUACAAUCCGUGUCCGGAGUAUGUUUAGCACUCCUCCAUGCGUACAAGCAAGCUCGGGACACCAUCAAGAAGGUAAACCAAAGCGAGACAAGUCUAAAUGCUACACCCUCGCUGCCGGGGACGCUCAAUGUCCCCCAGAAGGCUCCUGCCGCGCCCUCGGGCUCGCUGCCCCGCGUGCCGUCGUCAGAAAGCACGUCAAUCGUCCACUCCUCCUCCCGAACCUCGACCUCCUCCAACGUUCCCGAGAUCUCGCCCUCGCCUUCCCCGUACCCAGCGCCGCCCCCGCCCCCACCAAUCCCGGACUACGCACAUCCGCCCCUAGCGCUCCUCCUGACCAUCCUCACUCCCCCGCCCUCCUCUGCCCCCGCCGCCUCCUCCUCUUCUCCCGAGCACGCGUCGUUCGCGACCGCACGUGCGCUCUCGCACCUCCUCACGCUCGCCGCGUCCCUCGCCUCGCCCUUCCUCGCUCGCCUCCUCCCCUACCUCCUCUACACGCACGUGCUCUCCCCCGCGACGCUCGCCAACACCGUCCGGAGCGCGAACCGGGCCCUGUUCCCCGAAGGCUGGCCCGCGCCCCCGCCCGUUGACCCGACGCCCGAGGAGCAGGCCGAGAUGCGCGAGACGCUGCGGCGCCGGCUCGCGGAGCGCGUCCCUGGGGCAGUCGCACCUCUGCUUGGGCCGACGCCUGCAGCGCGCCUUGCGACGGUCGAUGCUGCACUGGCGCCGCUGGACGAUGCGGCGUGCAACGCGCACCUGGCGGUGUUCAUCCUGGACUUGAUCCUGCUGACCGUCUUCCCGGAGCUGGGCGUGAAGGACGAGGUGUAGUUACGAGUCUCAGGGUGUGGCGUUGUCUGUUGGUGCGUUCCCACUUGGAUGUUGUCGCUGUAGUCGUCAUAUACCCGGAUCACGAAAACAUAUAAACG